AUGGUCCGUGAACGGAAGGAGCAGCAGCAAGGAGAGAGUUUGGGAACCACAUUGUUGGGUAUGAUCAGAUUAUGUGGUGCUGUCACGAAGCAAGUCUACCUAGACGACAUAGUCAUUGACAAAAACACCUUGGAGGAGAAUAUGGAUCACUUAAGAAAGGUUCUCCAAGUCUUGCGGGAGAACGAGCUAUACAUCAAGAGGGGGAAAUAUGAGUUUGCGCAAUCAAAGGUGCACUUCUUAGACCACGUUAUUAGUAAUGGCAAGCUACGUAUGGACGAGGCUAAGGUACGUGCUAUCCAGGAGUGGGAGGAACCUAUAAAGGUAAUUGUGUUGAGAUCCUUCCUUGGCCUUGUUAACUACUAUCGUCGGUUCAUCAUUGGCUAUUCAACAAAGGCCGCACCAUUGACUGAGUUGCUAAAUAAGAACAAGCCAUGGGUUUGGACGGAGCAUUAUCAAAAGGCAUUUAAAGACCUCAAGGCAGCUAUAACAGAAGAGCCAGUCUUGGCAUUACCUAACUUUUCCAAGAUAUUUGAGGUGCAUACAGAUGCCUCGGAUUUUGCCAUUGGGGAUGUCUUGAUGCAGGAUAAGCAUCCCAUAGCAUUUGAGAGCCUCAAGUUAAAUAUGAAAAAGCAGCAUUACACAGUGCAAGAGAAAGAUAUGACUGCUAUUGUGCAUUGCCUUCGUACAUGGCGACAUUCGUAA
Nicotiana tabacum (common tobacco) is the source of this 702-nucleotide messenger RNA. The record is from RefSeq and is a predicted model, not a curated record. Lineage: Eukaryota; Viridiplantae; Streptophyta; Magnoliopsida; Solanales; Solanaceae.